UUAUGGAGGGGGGGGGGGAGGAGGACGAUCAGCUGUUAUGUAGGGGGUUUCCGGGAUGGAUGCAACAUAAAUCAUUAUUCUUAUUAAAACAAUCACACCAAAAAAACCCGAAAGGAACAGGAUGUGACUUUUGAGGGAUUUUUUUUUCUUUCUUUGUUCCAUGGACGUAAUCUCAGUACCCUGCUCGCCACAUACUCAAAUUCUCCACUUAGAAUGGCUGUACUCAUCAGUUCAUCACUCAUCAGUUCAUUUCACAACCACCUGUCCAGAAUCACAAGGUGGUGUCAUUUAUUACCAGUGACAACACGUCAUUUGGAUAUCAUUCAAAUAGACUUUAAAAGGGUGCAAUGUCUAAUGCAAAUGUUCAGCCAGUCAGGGCCCGAAGAGGAGUUUCAGUUUAUUUAAGAUUGUGAGGUUUUGUCUUUUUUAACCCAGACUCAUUUAUGCGUCACGAUGACCGCUUGUCACUUAAAGGUUCAGUUCACCCGACUACAAGAAAAUCCUUUUCUCACUUCAUCUCCAGCGGUGACGCAUUUGACAGGUUUUGAGACGUGUGAGAGAUCACCGAUCAUCCCAAACAACGGAGGCGGGAGAAGAGUUUCGUGGUUUGAUUCUCACAGAAUAAUAUUGAGAUUUUUAUAUGCUAAUAGUCUCAACAGAAAGAGUAUCCCACACAGCACAGUGCCGCUGCCUCUCUGUGGACUACUGGAAAUGGUUGUUGCUCCUAAAUGAUUGACGAGUUCCACUAUUUUCCCUUCUGUAAGCGUCACGACAAAAGGAAAGAAAACCCACCAUUGCCCCGGGGUGCAGAAAUGCACGAUAACAUAAGCAAGAUACGUCUUUUGCAAACACUGCUCAAUCGAGGGGUUGGGAUUCGAGGUAGAAUGGAUUCCCGUAGUCAAGUUACCAGCUUUUUUUUUUUUGCAAACAAAAUUUGCAAUGCAUAGUUGCCGGGGUGUGUCCCGAGUGCACCAGACUUCAAGUGAGUGCAUCUUCUGAAAGGAAAGAUCAGCUCAUCGAUGCUUUCGACCAUGGUGGAUAUACUUCCAUUGUUGCACUGAGUUGUCACAAAAGUCAAACCAGAAGGACAAAAUGAACAAGAAAAGGUACUUUCUGGAGCCUCCAGAGGUCAAAGACUACCUGGUCAAAGGAGAGCGAUUCACCAAGUGGUCCGAGGACUCCACAAAAACCGUUCCUGUCACCAUGAAGAUGGAUCCAAAAGGUUUUUACGUUUACUGGGUCAACCAAAGCAAGGAGACAACGUUUCUGGAUGUGGCCACUGUCAGGGACACGAGAACAGGAAAAUAUGCCAAACUCCCCAAACACACCAAGGUUCGCAACGUGUUCAACAUGGACUUCCCGGACAGUAACCACCUCACCAAAGUUUUGACCAUCGUCUCAGGUCCGGACACGGUGAACCUGACCUACCACAACUUCUUUGCCUCCAAGGACAAAGUGUCACAGAACUGGGCAACCGACAUCCUGGCCGUCGCCUACAACGCGGCGAGAAACAAUGCGUGCAGAUACGUGUUCCUGGAGAAGAUAUACACCCGACUUUCUCUUCACACCAACAAGGACGGGAAGAUCCCAGUAAAAAAUAUUUACAAGAUGUUCCCUGCGGAUAAGAAAAGGGUGGAGAGCGCCCUGGCGUCAGCACACCUCCCCAAAGGAAAGUUUGACACCAUCAAGUCCGAUGUCUUCACCGAGGCGGCCUUCAAGGUCUUUCUGCAAAACCUGUGCCCUCGGCCUGAGAUCUAUGAGAUCUUCACUUCUUACUCCAACAAGCCCACCAUGACGAGGGAGAAUUUCACCAAGUUCCUCAACGAGAAGCAGAGGGACUCGCGGCACAACGAGGAGCUGUUCCCCCGCCUGCGUCAGGAUCAGAUCAAGGCUCUGAUGGACAAAUAUGAACCCGUGUCUUCCAAUUCAAACAGAAAUCUGAUUUCUCCGGAGGGUCUUUUGUUCUUCCUGAUGGGGCCCGAGACGUCGGUCGUCAUGCAGGACACGCUGGCCAAGAGUCAGGACAUGACUCAGCCGAUACCCCACUACUUCAUCAAGUCCUCCCACAACACGUACCUGACAGCGGGACAGUUCUCGGGCGUGUCCUCUCCGGAGAUGUACCGUCAGUGCCUGCUGUCCGGCUGCCGCUGCCUGGAGCUGGACUGCUGGAAGGGAAAACCACCGGAGGAGGAGCCCAUCAUCACUCAUGGCUUCACCAUGACAACCGAGAUACUCUUCAAGGACGUAAUCGAGGCCAUCGCAGAGAGCGCUUUCAAGACCUCCCAGUAUCCGGUCAUCCUCUCGUUUGAGAACCACGUCGACUCGGUUAAACAGCAGGAGAAGAUGGCCAACUACUGCAAAACCAUAUUUGGGGAUGCCCUGCUAACCGACCCGCUGGACAAAUACCCCCUGAAGGCGGGCCAGCAGAUCCCCAGCCCGUCUGAGCUCAUGGGGAAGAUCCUCAUCAAGAACAAGAAGGGCAGCCACGAAAAGCCGGCCCAGGCCAAGAAAACCGGCGCGGCAGCGGCAGCCGCCGACCAGACCCCAGCCGCCGACCAGACCGCUGCCGCAGCUGCCGCCUCGGCCGGCCUGGACCCCAACGCCGCGCCCCAGGACCCCGCCGACCCGGCUCCGUGCAGCCAGGAGAACCACGAGGUGGAGACAGCUGUGGAGGACGCCGAGGAACAAGAGGACACGGAGGAGCAGGACGAGGAGAAAAUGAAGACGUCGGAUGAGGGCACAGCUGGGCAAGAAGUCACAGCCUACGAGGCCAUGUCGUCCCUGGUCAACUACAUCCAACCCCAUAAAUUUGUCUCUUUCGACAAUGCCAGAAAGAAAAACAAGAGUUACGUCAUCUCAUCUUUUGUGGAGACCAGAGGGGAGGCGAUGAUUUCCAAGACUGCUGUGGAGUUUGUUGAAUACAACAAGAGGCAGAUGAGCAGGAUUUACCCCAAAGGGACGAGAAUGGACUCGUCCAACUACAGCCCCCGGCCCUUCUGGAACGUGGGCUGCCAGAUGGUGGCGCUCAACUACCAGACGAUGGACUUCCCAAUGCAGCUCAACAUGGCUCUGUUUGAAUUCAACGGCAGGACCGGCUACCUGCUCAAGCACGACGUCAUGCGCCGCGGCGACAAGAAGUUUGACCCUUUCUGCGACAGGAUCGACACGGUCAUCGCGAGCACACUGACCAUAAAGAUCUACUCAGGCCAGUUUCUGUCGGACAAGAGCGUGAAGACGGGCGUCGAGGUGGAGUUGAUCGGCCUGCCGGGAGACCCCAAGAAGAAGUACCGCACCAAAUGGUCCCCCACGCCCAACGCCAUCAACCCGGUGUGGAACGAGGAGCCUUUUGUUUUUGAGAAGAUCCUCAUCCCAGAAAUGGCCUCUCUGAGAAUCGUAGUCCACGAGGAGAACGGCAAAUUCCUGGGGCACAGAAUUAUUCCGCUGGACGCCAUCCAGUCAGGUUUCCAUCACAUCUGUCUGCGCAGUGAGAGCAACAUGCCGCUCACGCUGCCCGCGCUCUUUGUGUACAUCGAGGUCAAGGACUACAUCCCGGCAGCCUUUGCAGAUUUCACCGAUGCCCUUUUCAAUCCAACCAAGGGAGCGGAGAAGACUACGAAGGCCCCGAAGGAGUCGUCCUCCGACUACGUCUCUCCCUACGAGAAGCCUCUUGUGGUUCAGACGCCAGCGGACGCAGCCGAGGGAAGCGAGGCCCCCGCUGCAGAACCGGCAGCGUCCCAACCUGCCCCCCCGGCUGACGCCGACGACCCGUCGCCCGGUUCUGCUCAGAGCUCGGAAGAAGCGGAAGGAGGGGCCGAGGACAAGUCCGACGCCCGACAGACUGCAGCGGAACCUGCGGCCGGAGAUGCCGGCGCGGACCCGGAGAUCCCCACGCCUGAACCCCCCCCCGAGGCCCCCGCUUCGCCUGACGAGGCCUCGGCCCCCGAGAAGGAGGCGGCCCAAGAGGCCGAGGCGCCUUGUGCAAUCAAAGAGGAGCCGGCGAAGGACUCCCCCGCGACCCCAGAGCCGGCUCCGGGUGACGCAACGGGCCCGGAGGCCGCCGAAGGGCCCGCCGCUGUGGCCCCGCAGUCGGUCGGGUCAGGUGACCCGUCUCCGCCGUCCAGCGAAGAGCCGUCGACUGUGACCGUUGAAGAACUGACACGCCACAAGAACUAUCUGAAGGUCGUCAAGCGUCAGGAGAGAGACGUGAGAGAGGCGGAGAAGAAGUGUCAGAAAAAGGGAGACGAUCUGAUGCAGAAACACUCGGACGCGUUCAAGGCCAUCAAAAAGAAAGCGUCUUUGAAGAAAAAAGAGGGAGGGGGAGACACAUUUGACUCUGAGCGCGUGCAGGAGCAGAAGGAGAAGAUGCGGGUGGAACUGCAGGACCUGUGGACGGAGCAGCAGGAUCACCUGAAGAAGAGGAAGGAGCAGUGUGCAACGGAGCGACUGGCCAAACUGUUGGAGCUGGCCUCAGAGAGACACGCCAUGGAACUGAAGACCCUGGAGAGAGAAGAGAAUAAGAAGAAGACACGUUCAUCCUCGGGGAAAGCAAAGUUGAAAAGGGGAACGAGCACAGAGGUGUUGGAUGAGCCCAGUCAGUCUGACUGUACAUCUGCAGAUUGCAGCCCGCGGCAAGAGACUCUCGUGAAGAAACAGGCCGCAACGCUGGAGGAGAUCAAGACGCUGACUAAUCAGCUCAACAACGAGGUUCUGCAGGAGCACCACCAGAAGCUCAGGGCCCUGCCGGCCGAGGUGAAGCAGGCCGUCAACGCCUGCCUCGGGGCUCACUUCCCCCAACUGGUCGACCAGGCCGGAGACACGAAGGAGGCGGCGGCGGAGGCGGCGGGCGUCUACGCGGACGUCUUCCUGGGCUAGGCGUGCCUUUUGACCCCCUGA
Pungitius pungitius (ninespine stickleback) is the source of this 4893-nucleotide messenger RNA. RefSeq names its product phospholipase C, beta 2 (gene plcb2). NCBI's taxonomy places the organism in Eukaryota, Metazoa, Chordata, Actinopteri, Perciformes, Gasterosteidae. Bases 1093 to 4872 code for a protein of 1259 amino acids. The record is from RefSeq and is a predicted model, not a curated record. The transcript has 32 exons. Gene Ontology annotation, biological process: phosphatidylinositol-mediated signaling; release of sequestered calcium ion into cytosol; lipid catabolic process. Gene Ontology annotation, molecular function: calcium ion binding; phosphatidylinositol-4,5-bisphosphate phospholipase C activity.